AUGAGUGAAACAGGAAAACUGAGGAAGUCGAAGACACUCAAGGACAAAAAAUCCAUCAGCUGGUUCAACUUCGAGAGAAUUUUCAAGUUUCGACGAAAAACGCCGAAUUCUCUUCAAAAGUCUACAGAAAAACUGCCCUUGUCAGAAUCAACAAAUACGACCCCGUCGAAGCCGAAACGAGAAGCUCAGUUUGAGGUCAAGAAUGAGAGGGAAACGCAGCCGCAGUCAAAUGAAAAUGCGGACUCGCGGAAUUAUUUCAAGGAAAUCGAAACGCCGCAAACUUCGAACGCCGGAGUGACACGGCCUCCACGACCAUCUCAUAACUCUCAGAGCAAAACCUCUUGGUCGGUUCAAUUGCGCGAUCGCGUUGGUCCUCGGCCAAGUCGCCCCGAAUCUUCGAAGCCUUUCCUCUCGGAAGAUGCGCGCAACUACUCAAGCCAGUUGAACCUAAGAUGCAGUAUGCCUAUCCUCAACCCCGAAGGAUUGACCUUUUCCUGCUUCCCCCGAGAAAUGGCAGUUGAUGUUGGCUUUGCAAAAGCUGAAAAUGAUCGCUGGAAACGACACUCAAUAGCUGUAACAUUCCAAGAACCUGAAUCUCAAAAUACUGCGACCAUGAAAGAAUCGAAACGACUUUCUAACAAUACGACGAUCCGCGAAAAAGUUCUUCAUGAAUUACUUCAGAGCGAGCGCGACUAUGUCAGACAUUUACGAGGUGUGAUCAAUGGCUAUCUCAUAACCUGCGAAAACAAGAAAGAGUUCUUUUCGGAAGAUGACCUCCUGCUCAUUUUCGGGAAUCUAAAAGAAAUAAUGGUCUUUCAGCAAAACUUUCUCCAAAAACUAGAGACUGCGUAUGAACAAGAACAGUCUGUUGAGCAUAUAGGCAAUGUGUGA
Molecule: messenger RNA, 891 nt
Organism: Oikopleura dioica
Lineage: Eukaryota; Metazoa; Chordata; Appendicularia; Copelata; Oikopleuridae
Source: the annotation of a GenBank genome assembly